UAGCGCUCAAACUACACGGUCUUAUUUAUUUGCAACACCCGCGUAACAGCUGUUUUACUUCUCAUUGCUCGGCUCCGAUCUGGCGUCACUCUUUGGAAUCGUUUGAAUACAUCUGUAAAACAAUCGCAAUGGAACCUGCUUGCCGUAAAGACAAGCCAAAGUUGAACUCGACGCCUACCAGAGGAGACCGAUCAAAACAGAAGUCUGCACAGCAGGAACUCAAACAGCGUCAGAGGGCAGAGAUUUAUGCCUUGAACAAGGUGAUGACUGCACUCGAGCAUCAGCAGUUUGAGACCUUUUGUAAACAGAUGCAGCAACAAGGAGAAUGAAGAUGCUACCAGCGCUUUCUUCAUCUGGGUUUUCCCUCGAACAAAAUGAGUCGUGGUGACUCCAUCCUGAGCACUCACAAAUAUGUGUAUGCUGCACAAUGAAGGACCUAAAGUUACACAGUGUGAAGUUUUAAAUGACUGAAUCAAGUGAUCGUGCUUCUGAAUUUGUCUUGAAAUUGCCGUGGAGUAUUUCUAUUCAAAGUGUUACAAUGCAUAGAGAACAGUUGGAAUAUUUUGUAGCCAGACAUCAAAUGUCAUGAAUUUGUUACGGCGCUCUUGUAUGCUCAGUCCCGUCACGCAUUUGUUGCGGUAUGUAACGUAUGUCUCGAAAAAUUUAGACUGGGCAGGGCAGGAUAUUCCGGGACCGUUCCCAUUGUAACGUAAACCGUGUCAUGUUAAAAAAAAAAAAAAAAAAACUCUUCAACUACCAAAACACCACAAAUUUAGAAAUAAUUUGAAUGUGUCCGGUAUUGUUUUAAAGACAUGUAACUAAAUAUGUUCUACACCACAUCCAGUAUGCUCCUCUGUCAGUAUGGUCACUCGGAAGGUAGCUUGCUUCAUGAAUUUGAGAAAAUAAAAAACAUAAGCUGAACCUCUUACCCUUGUUCGGUUCUUUUAACUUGGUGCCUCAAGACAUUUUUUUUGUUAAUUACGAUUGUCUUUACUGGAGACAACUGAUUUUGAAUCACCAUGGAAACAAUUAUGCAAAGGCUAUUCCAGCUGACCUGUACCCGAGUUACUUUUGUACUAAGCAUUUUAUUUUGUUGAAUAAAAAUUCAAUUCACAAACCAA
Molecule: messenger RNA, 1121 nt
Organism: Syngnathus acus (greater pipefish)
Lineage: Eukaryota; Metazoa; Chordata; Actinopteri; Syngnathiformes; Syngnathidae
Product: small vasohibin binding protein
Exons: 3
Coding region: 129-329 (66 amino acids)
Biological process (GO): negative regulation of protein ubiquitination; protein secretion
Cellular component (GO): apical part of cell
Source: RefSeq, a predicted model, not a curated record